Messenger RNA from Daldinia loculata, 2382 nucleotides. RefSeq names its product sulfate permease. Bases 1 to 2382 code for a protein of 793 amino acids. Gene Ontology annotation, molecular function: sulfate transmembrane transporter activity. Gene Ontology annotation, biological process: transmembrane transport. Gene Ontology annotation, cellular component: membrane. The record is from RefSeq and is a predicted model, not a curated record. NCBI's taxonomy places the organism in Eukaryota, Fungi, Ascomycota, Sordariomycetes, Xylariales, Hypoxylaceae. The transcript is spliced from 5 exons.
AUGGCUAGAAUGCUAGGGAAGAGCUUUUCGGCUAUCGUGAAGGUGCUUGGUGUAAAAGGCAAUGCUGAUGCGCAUUUACCCCCAGAUAGCCUUAUCCAGCAUAGUAGCGAAGCGAUUUCCCCAUUCGAGCCAUUCAUAGAACAAAUCCCAACAACGAAAGAAUGGAUCCUAGAACAAUUCUCGAACCAAAUCAACCCUAUCUCAUACCUCCAAAGCCUUUUCCCUUUCAUUGGAUGGGUCCGACGAUAUAAUACGCGAUGGCUAAUCGCCGACCUCAUUGCUGGUUGUACACUUAGUCUCGUGAUGAUCCCACAAGGGUUGUCCUAUGCGAUACUAACGAAUCUAACUCCUGAAUUUGGGCUUUUUACCACAUUUGCGGGGGCUUCGCUGUAUUGGAUUUUCGGAACGUCUAAGGAUAUUUGUGUUGGGGCAACCGCCGUAAUAUCUCUACUCGUUGGCAAGACGGGAACCAGUGUUACCGACAAACAUCCUAAUUUUACUCGAGAAGAAGUCGCCAAAACUCACGCAUUCCUCGCUGGCUGUAUUUUUCUUAUCCUUGGGCUCUUGCAAUUAGGGUGGAUCAUCGAGUUGAUACCUCACGUGGCCAUUUCGGCUUUCGUCACCGCCGCCGCAAUUACCAUCGCUCUUGGCCAAAUGCCAAACCUGCUAGGGAUCAGGGACGUCAAUACUAAGGGUCCGGCUUAUCAAGUCUUCAUUGAUAUAUGUAAAGGGCUCAGCCGGGCCAAGCUAGAUGCAGUGGUGGGACUUACAGCCUUGUUACUAUUGAUGUCCAUAAAGUGGCUAUUCCAAUACUUGGCGGUACGGAAGCCUCAUCGGGAAAAGAUGUGGAAUACACUUGCUUCACUUCGACUGUCUUUUACCGUUUUCCUCUACAUAUUGGUCAGUUAUCUGGUUAAUAGGAAUGUCCCGCAAGAAGAUUUCAAAUUCCGCAUACUUGGACACAUCCCAACAGGUUUUGGUCACAUUGGACCUCCGACUUUUCAACUCGAAUUGGUGAAAAGUCUUCUCUCUGAGCUUCCGGCUAUAGUAAUUGUUGUUAUCGUUGAACAUAUUGCUAUUGGCAAAUCCUUGGCUCAGAAGAACGACUACAGCAUAUUACCAUCACAAGAGCUAGUCGCGAUCGGCGCAAUAAAUUUAGCUGGCCCGUUUAUUGGUGCUUACGCUUCAACGGCUUCAUUCGGCGGUAGCGCUUUGCUAUCGAAGGCGCGUGUUAAAACACCCCUGGCCGGGAUUUUUAAUGCCUUUAUUCUCGUCCUUGCUUUAUAUGCGUUAGGUCAGGUCUUGUACUGGACUCCAGUUGCUACUAUGGCGGCUCUCAUAAUACACGCCGUGAUCGAUUUACCCAUGUCUCUUGAUGAGCUGCGUAAAUUAUGGCUGAUAUCGCCACCAGACCUUGUCAUCUACACUAUCGGACUCCUGGCGUCUAUUUUUAGUACACUUGAGAACGGAAUCUACGUGACUACGGCCUUAUCUGCGUGUCUCAUUUUCAUCCGGCUUCUUCGUGGCCAGGGGCAGUUUCUUGGACGUGUUCAAGUUCACCAAUACCCAAACUCACACACAAGAAGCCCAGUUGCAGCUGAUGCACCAUUUACAUCGGCAAACCCUCCUAGAGAAGCUUUCUUCCGGCUCGAUCGAAAGGAUGCAUCUAACCCAUCCAUCUAUGUUGAAUCUCCUCGUCCAGGGGUAUUCAUUUAUCGUUUCCCUGAAGGUUUCAAUUACGUCAAUCAAUCCCAGCACAUGGAGUUUCUUCUGGGAUAUGUGACAAAAGAAACUUGCCGAACCACUGUACUUGACUACAAGAAUCCCGGUGACCGACCGUGGAAUGAGUGUCCCUCCUCUCGUCCUCAAGAAUUAUCAGACCAGCCCGGCUCAGAGACCAUCAAGCCAACUCUCAAAGCGCUAGUCUUUGAUUUUUCUACUGUGAGCAACAUCGACGCCGACGCAAUAAAUGGAUUGAUCGUUCUUCGCAAGCAACUAGAGCGCUGGUCAUCCCCAGAAACUGUCCAGUUACACUUUGCAAGUGUAAAUGACCGCUGGGUGCGCAGGGCGUUGGCUGUAGCUGGGUUCGGUUACCCAAGGGGUAGAGAGUUGGAAGCCCCUAUUCCCUGGAGUCCAGUAUUCAGUCUUGCAAAGAAAACAAUGGGAACGACUUGUACAACACUAGGAGAAUCCCUUAUUGAACCUACGAGAAUAGCUAUGACUAUUGAAAAUCUAGAAAAUGUACAGUCAGGUAUUGAAGCAAUCCCGAUGGGCACUGGACAACUGGCAGCUACGCAUGGUAUCAACUAUCCUAACUUUCAUGCAGAUCUGAUGGCUGCAGUUCGGGCUAUUUCUGUGUUCGCUACUCAAGACGGGAUCUGA